Rhizopus microsporus ATCC 52813 is the source of this 192-nucleotide messenger RNA. RefSeq lists its product as uncharacterized. The transcript is spliced from 2 exons. Lineage: Eukaryota; Fungi; Mucoromycota; Mucoromycetes; Mucorales; Rhizopodaceae. Bases 1 to 192 code for a protein of 63 amino acids. The record is from RefSeq and is a predicted model, not a curated record.
AUGGAAGACAACAACAAUCAAAACACUGAUCAAUUAAAUCAAAACGCAAACCAAAUCUUUGAUGCUUGGGAACAAUCCUCCUAUGCAAGAUCAGAUGAGGAACGUAAGAACUUGGCAAGACGCGCUAGUGAUAUUCAUAAACAGACAACUGGCCACCCUUUGAAAUAUGAUGAACAUGAUGUUUUUGUAUAA